UUUCCGUUAGGUGCUGGAGGCUGAGGCGCGCGACCGGCCGCAGCCCCACGUGAAGCGCUACGCGUGCAUCGCUCGGCGGGGUCGCUCCCCGCUAGCCGCGGAGCGUCCCGGAAGCAGCGGGGAACCGGAAGCGGCCCGGGGGGGCGCAGAAGCGAAUCCCGGAGCCCGGUGUGAGGCGCCUCGGAGCGCAGCGACGGCGCCAUGUCCCUGAUCUGCUCGAUCUCCAAUGAAGUGCCAGAGCACCCGUGCGUGUCCCCUGUCUCUAAUCAUGUUUACGAGCGGCGGCUCAUUGAGAAGUAUAUUGCAGAGAAUGGCACAGACCCCAUCAACAACCAGCCUCUGUCCGAGGAGCAGCUCAUUGACAUCAAAGUUGCUCACCCAAUCCGACCCAAGCCUCCCUCUGCUACCAGCAUCCCAGCCAUUCUGAAAGCCUUGCAGGAUGAGUGGGAUGCAGUCAUGCUGCACAGCUUCACUCUGCGCCAGCAGCUGCAGACGACCCGCCAAGAGCUGUCCCACGCUCUGUACCAGCACGAUGCCGCCUGCCGUGUCAUUGCCCGUCUCACCAAGGAAGUUACAGCUGCCCGAGAAGCUCUGGCCACCCUGAAACCACAGGCUGGUCUCAUCGUGCCGCAGGCCGUGCCGAGCUCACAGCCGAGUGUUGCGGGUGCAGGCGAGCCGAUGGAUUUGGGUGAGCUGGUGGGAAUGACCCCCGAGAUUAUCCAGAAGCUUCAAGACAAGGCCACUGUGCUCACCACGGAGCGUAAGAAGAGAGGGAAGACGGUGCCGGAGGAGCUGGUGAAGCCGGAGGAGCUGAGCAAAUACCGGCAGGUGGCAUCCCACGUGGGUUUGCACAGUGCCAGCAUUCCUGGGAUCCUUGCCCUGGACCUCUGUCCUGCCGACACCAACAAGAUUCUUACUGGUGGGGCAGAUAAAAAUGUUGUCGUCUUCGACAAGAGUUCUGAGCAAAUCCUGGCCACCCUCAAAGGCCAUACCAAGAAAGUCACCAGUGUGGUGUUUCAUCCUUCCCAGGAGCUGGUGUUUUCUGCCUCUCCAGAUGCUACUAUCAGGAUUUGGUCAGUCCCGAAUGCCUCCUGUGUGCAGGUUGUUCGGGCCCAUGAAAGCGCUGUGACAGGCCUCAGCCUGCAUGCCACUGGGGACUACCUCCUGAGCUCCUCUGAUGACCAGUACUGGGCCUUCUCUGACAUCCAGACAGGGCGUGUGCUCACCAAGGUGACAGAUGAGACCUCUGGCUGCUCUCUCACCUGUGCGCAGUUCCACCCUGAUGGGCUCAUUUUUGGGACAGGCACCAUGGACUCGCAGAUCAAGAUCUGGGACUUGAAGGAGCGCACCAACGUGGCCAACUUCCCUGGCCACUCGGGCCCCAUUACUAGCAUUGCCUUCUCGGAGAAUGGCUACUACCUGGCUACGGCGGCCGAUGACUCCUCUGUCAAGCUCUGGGAUCUGCGCAAGCUUAAAAACUUCAAGACGCUGCAGCUGGAUAACAACUUUGAGGUGAAGUCACUGAUCUUUGACCAGAGCGGUACCUACCUGGCCCUCGGGGGCACUGAUGUCCAGAUCUACAUCUGCAAGCAGUGGACAGAGAUUCUUCAUUUCACAGAGCAUAGCGGCCUGACCACAGGGGUGGCCUUUGGGCACCACGCCAAGUUCAUCGCUUCAACGGGCAUGGACAGGAGCCUCAAGUUCUACAGUCUGUAGGCCCUGGCCCUUUGGAUCUGGGAGCUGGGCCUCAUCUCAGUAGCGGGGUAGAAUUAGGGGGGGGGGGUGGGGGGGAGGAGGGGGAGAGACUACUGGGGGAGGGGGGUCUCUGGGGCGGGGCAUUCACAUCAUUUCACUCUGGUCUGGGUGGUGACCUGAGAGCCACGGCGGCGGGGACCACCCUCAUCCAUGCCACCUCCAGCCUGACAGGAAGGAUCAUGGGAGGUAGAACUGUCACCCUGUGAAGGCUCGGGUCGGAGCCCAGGGCCUCUCCCCUCAUGGCACUCAUUGAGUUUCAGUUCCUGGGAGAUGGGGAGAGGCUGAGCCAAGGGAAGUGUGAAGGGGAUGGGCGUGAGGGCUCUUGCAGGUUUUUGUAAGCAGUGAUUUAGUUUCAUUAAAAAAAGAAAACAAUAAA
This is a messenger RNA of Neomonachus schauinslandi (Hawaiian monk seal), 2131 nucleotides long. It is a transcript of the gene PRPF19, whose product is annotated as pre-mRNA processing factor 19. Gene Ontology annotation, cellular component: Prp19 complex; cytoplasm; U2-type catalytic step 1 spliceosome. Gene Ontology annotation, biological process: protein ubiquitination; DNA repair; mRNA splicing, via spliceosome. NCBI's taxonomy places the organism in Eukaryota, Metazoa, Chordata, Mammalia, Carnivora, Phocidae. Gene Ontology annotation, molecular function: ubiquitin protein ligase activity; protein binding. The record is from RefSeq and is a predicted model, not a curated record. The coding region runs from base 202 to 1716 and encodes 504 amino acids. The transcript has 16 exons.